AUGGAUGGACUUGCACCGUACGCUAACGACCAUAAAAGCCCAAAUGGCCCAGGAGAUGCAAGACCUAAUGCAUUGAAAAUCAUCCGAGACCAGGGGCUAGAUGGGAAUCUCGAGGGGAAAGUUGUUCUCAUCACAGGCUGCACUUCUGGGAUCGGCGUGCAGACGGCAAGGGCAAUCCAUGUGACUGGAGCUGAUGUGUACUUCACGGGACGAGACCAAACAAGAGGCCAGCAACUGGUUGAGCAGCUCUCAAAGGAUGGCAAGCCUGGCAAAGUGGUGUUUCUGAAGACCGAAAUGGACUGUAUUGCGGAUAUCAAAGAGACUAUCUCAAAGUUCGAGGAGAAAAGCAGCGUUCUAAACAUCCUGAUCUGCAAUGCCGGCGUGGCUUUUAUGCCGGAAGGGACAACGAAAGACGGAUUUGAGAGCCAUUUUGGGAUCAACCACAUAGCCCACUUUUACAUCUUCCAGAAACUGAAGAAGAUGCUCUUGCAGUCUGCGACGCCGGAGUUUCCAUCGCGUGUGGUGAUGGUGUCAUCUGCCGGACACCGCUGGUCUUCUGUAAACGUGGACGAUCCGAAUUUCAGGGAAACCCCCUACGACACCUCAAAGGCUUAUGGAGCUUCAAAGACGGCAAAUAUAUGGAUGGCCAACGAGAUUGAGAGGCGAUAUAACUCGCGCAACUUGCACGCCACAUCAGUACAUCCGGGGAUGAUUCUCACCUCCCUGGGUCGGAACCUGGAGGGUGGAGGUGCUAGCAUGUUCGAAGCGCCGAACAUCGCACCGCGAGCCAAAAGUCUCGAGCAAGGCGCAGCCACGACGGUCUGGGCGGCUGUAGGGGAGGAAUGGGCACAUCGGGGUGGUCACUACUUGGCUGAUGUACAGAAGGCAGACUUGGUAACGCCGGAGGCCGUUGACCCAGGCAGUUGUUAUUCACCCCAUGCGUUUGACGAGACGGAACUUGAGGCGUGGGGUAUUUCACCUCCGACGAUUGGUAAGUAUCCGACAGCUGCAGCAGAGCAAGACAUCGACAAUCUGACGAUCCUGACCCACCAACCAGUGAUCUUGCUACUGGACACCUCCGCCUUGACAUCCCACUCGGCCAUCUGCCCCGCCUCUGAUAAUAUCAUGCCGCCUGUGAACCUCCCUAAACGAAAGUUGGGCAAGAAUGGCCCUGAAAUUGUAGCUCUUGGGCUUGGUCUAAUGGGCCUCAGUGUUGCCUACGGUAGUAAAGCUUCUGACGAAGAACGAUUGAAGUUCCUCGAUCGCGCGUGGGAGUUGGGCGCCACCAACUGGGACACCUCGGACGUGUAUGGUGAUAACGAAGACUUACUGGGCAAAUGGUUCACACUUCAUCCUGAGCGACGCAAGGAUAUCUUCUUGGCCACGAAGUUCGCUGGCAAAAUAGCGACUGACUGGAAGGGAUCCCCUUCCUUUGUCAUCGAUUCCUCUCCAGAAUAUACCCGCGCUGCCUGUGAGCGGAGCCUCGAGAGAUUAAAGGUCGAAUCCAUCGACCUAUACUACAUUCAUCGCCUGGACGAAAAGACACCCGUUGAGAAGACCGUAGAAGAAAUGGUCAAGCUGAAAAACGAGGGCAAGAUCAAGUACUUGGGCAUCUCGGAAUGCUCAUCGACAAGCCUUCGACGCGCCUACGACGUGCACCCUAUUCAUGCGUUACAGGUCGAGUACAGCCCGUGGACGCUCGAUAUUGAAGGACCGGUGGGAACACACCUGCUGCAAACAGCGCGUGAGCUGGACGUCUCUAUCGUCGCGUACUCCCCGCUUGGCCGUGGCAUCUUGACAGGACGGUACAGCUCGCUGGACGAUUUCGAGGAAGGAGACUACAGGCGUGUGGUCAGCAGAUAUCAGGGCGACAACCUCGAGCACAACCUAGCCACUGUCAAGAAGUAUGAGGAGCUUGCCACGCGGAAGGGAUGUACCGUGAGCCAGUUGGUGCUGGCCUGGAUUCUGGCCCAAGGACCGGAUUUUAUCCCCAUCCCAGGCACUAAAAAGAUUAAGUACUUGGAGGAAAACUUGGGUGCUUUGAAUGUAGCCUUGACCGAGGAGGAAGUAGCUACUAUGAGGUCUUUGGUGAAGGCUGGAGAUGUUGCGGGGGACAGAGGCAUCAGUGUAAACGAGUAUGCCGAUACGCCGAGUCUGUAA
Molecule: messenger RNA, 2160 nt
Organism: Diaporthe amygdali
Lineage: Eukaryota; Fungi; Ascomycota; Sordariomycetes; Diaporthales; Diaporthaceae
Product: alcohol dehydrogenase
Exons: 6
Coding region: 1-2160 (719 amino acids)
Cellular component (GO): cytoplasm
Source: RefSeq, a predicted model, not a curated record